Messenger RNA from Trichoderma asperellum CBS 433.97, 765 nucleotides. RefSeq lists its product as uncharacterized. Lineage: Eukaryota; Fungi; Ascomycota; Sordariomycetes; Hypocreales; Hypocreaceae. The record is from RefSeq and is a predicted model, not a curated record.
AUGGCAGUAGAAGUCAUCGACUAUCAGCGCUUGCUGGAACGAGACGACAAUGAGAUCAAAAGGCUGACCAGCAUCUGUUCCAAUACCGGGCUGUUCUUUUUGGACUUGAGGGGACCGGAAAGCAAUGCCCUGCUGGCAGACUUGCAGCCCAUCAUUGACGCUCAGCGCAACUUCUUUGGGCAGAAGCCUGAGAUGAAACUGCCGUACGCGAGCCCUCUCGAUGGUCGAGGAUACGACAGUUUUGACGAGAUUUUCGUGCAGAGACUCAAGUUAUCGCGAGAGGAGCAGAUUCAAGGCAGCCUUGCCCUGCCCAAAGACCUGCAAACGGUUGAGACCAAAGUCAACAACGUGUCCUCCAGAAUCGAUGCUAUUCUUCGCGACAUCUCCAUGCUGCUCUGUCAGAAUAUGGACCCUCCCAUUUCGACCAAGGUCGUGGACGAUCCAAGCAGCACUGGUCUGAGUAACUUGUGUCUGGGUAUAUCGGCUGCAAAAGCUGGAACGCCGGUGAUGGGUGAGCAUUUGGAUGAGGACCUCUUGACGAUUACGUUCUACGAUGAGCCUUUCCUGGAGGUUCUGGAUAGACAAGCUCAGACGUGGAAACUCGUUGAAGUGCUGGAACACUUACCCAUCGUAAAUGUUGGUGAUAGGUUUCAGAGCUUUUCUAAUGGUCGGCUGCAUGCGCCGCUGCAUCGAGUCAAACAGACACCAAACCAGAUAGAUCUCAUCAUGUAUGAUUUGGAUGCAAGUAUACAGCAGGUGUGUUAA